Molecule: messenger RNA, 1035 nt
Organism: Prinia subflava (tawny-flanked prinia)
Lineage: Eukaryota; Metazoa; Chordata; Aves; Passeriformes; Cisticolidae
Gene: FAM204A
Product: family with sequence similarity 204 member A
Exons: 7
Coding region: 9-719 (236 amino acids)
Source: RefSeq, a predicted model, not a curated record
ACUGGAAGAUGUGGAGUGGGCUGUUACCUCCAGGACUGAAUGAAAGUGAUGUUGAUCUAAGUUCUGAUGAUGGAGACGAAUCGCCUGAUUCCUGUUUGAAGCAAGAUGCAAAAGAAGAUGCUGAAAGAUUUCAGGGGACUGAACAGGAAAUUAAUGCCAGCAGUGAACCUGCUGUACCAGUGACAGAUGAAGAAGGUGAAUGUCAAACGUGCCCUCCUGGAGUUUCUGUAAAUAUCUGGAAUAAAUUUAUGGAGCUUCAGAAGAAACACCGUGAGAUGAAAAUGCAGGCAAAAGAGGAGAACAGAUGCCGAAAAAGAAAGCGCCGCCGAAAAGCAAAGCAGAGAAAGACCGAUGAAGUGCCUGAGAGUAGUCAGCAGUUGGAAAAUGAAGAAAAAUGGAAAGAACUUACACAAUACUUUGGAAUCAAUGAUAGAUUUGAAUUACCUGUGGACAGCAGGGCUCCACAAAAGUCUGGCCUUGAACUGAGCAUAGAGAAGUGUGUGGCUGAAGGUGACAUUGCCAAGGCUGAGGAGCUGAGUGACAGAUUAGCCACUCGUGAGCUUGGUGUGAAAAUUGCCAAAGCUGCCGCUUGCCGCAACUUUGUAAAAGCCAAGCAAGAAGCAGAGGCUGCCCAAGAAGCUCAAAAGAAAAAGAAGCUUGCUUGGGGAUUUGAAGCCAAGAAAAGAUGGGAAACAAAAAGCAACAUGGGAUACAUGUAAUCCAUCCUGUUUUCCUCAGGAGUCAAAAACCUGUUGUUACUUGAAGAAUUUUUGUGAGCAUCUUAUUAAAUCUAAAUAUAAAACCCCCCAAAACAAAAUAGAACACAUCAAAUACCUUGUAUUUAUGUUAAUGUUUUUAAACUGCACUAUCUUGUUUUGGCACUCUCUUAAAAAUAAUACAGCAAAAAUGCUAUCUAAACAUCAAUACUUUGUUAAUUUUCCUCCUAGAUAUGAAACCUAAAGAUAACGCAUUUCAUGAUGAAUUUGGAGUCUGGUAAAAAACUCUCUGAAGUUGGAAUAAAAUCCUUGGUCCAAA